CGUGCAGAGCCCUACCAGGCUUUGGAUUUGGCGUCAGUAGACUCAGGAAGCUGGGCUGUGUGACAUCACGGAUCAGUUUAAUGUAUAAACUAACCACAAGAAUGCAGCGUGUCAGCCAGUAAGUUCAAAGAGGAACAGAAGGUGCUUUCUUAACCACUGCAAAAUGAACGCUUGCCUUGUCUGUGAAGUUGGCUGACUUAUAACUGAGCAUACUGGAGCCCAGGUGGAGAAACGGGCAGGCCCUGCACAAGAGCUUUGAAGUGGGAGGGGCACUUUAAUCACACUUCAGUUAAGUCAUAUUCAUAUGAGCCACGCAAGGCAGACAGACACGGUACAGCAGAGGGAAAAGAAGCACAGAACUUUUUAGCCUGGUAGUGAAAGCCAGACUGGAACAUCUCAGGUACAUUGUAGUGAGUCAGGUGAGACUGAAGCUGUGUGGUGGCUACUUUUUCAAGUUCUUCAAAAAGAAAAGAAGUUUCCAUUUUUGACCAGCCGCUCAUGUGAACUCUGUGGCUUCUUGAAUUAUGCACAGUACAGAUUAAUACAAAGCUGGAAAGUACAGAAUUCUUUGAGAACAUUGCUCAUGGGCACAUUUAGUAAUAAACUGCUUGGAAUCUGCCCAGGGAGUCAACUUUUUUAUAUUUUGCACAAAGUUUAUAGCAAAAACGCAUCAGAUGAAGAUGACUAGCUUAGGAUCUGCUCUGUGCAAGAUGCAAAUCCAAAGAAGUUUCUUGCUCUUGGAGAUUUAUUAUUUUUUGUGAUUCCAGUGGAGUAAGCUUUUGAAGAGCUGAUUUGAUUUUUCUUUGAUAAAGUGACUGAAAUAUUUGAAUAACUACAGUACAUUGUUUCAUAUUCUGGACAAAAUGGAGGCACUGUGUGUACGUGUUUGUUUGGACUGAAUUUUAUUAUAUUUUUGUAUUUGCUUUGAUAAAAAAAGGCAAACAGUUUGAAACAUGUGGGAAAACGUGACAACUUUUUUUAAUAACUUAUGGAAUAUUGCUAGCACCAAGCACGAAGAGGGGAUUUACAACACAGUCUGUCUGGUAGUUUUACUGGCACUGCCUCUGGUGGUACUCUUUACAUCGAUGGUGGUGUGCUGUCACUGCUGCUGCUGUCGUAAGCAACAUUGCUGUUCCUGUUGUGGUAGUGGUGAUCCAGAGUCACACACAAAGCUGGACAAAAAGAAGAAAAAAAACAAAAAGCAAAAAACAGAAGACCUCUGGAUUUCUGUGAAACCAGGGCCUAUGACUCCAGACCGGAUGGCGCUGACAACUGUUUAGUUUAAUUAUUCACACCAUUUUACCUGUUGUGUUGAACUCCAUUCGGGUUGGCCUAAUAAAAUAGCUUGAAGCUUUUAAAAUUGUAAGCUCAGUGACAGAUGCUAUCAGGUAAUCCUAAAUUCCAUUAAACAUGGGUCUCAGCAAUCUUCAAGGAUCUGCAAUUUAAUCUGAAUCCUUCCAGUGUGACUGUCAGGUAUUUUAUCCUUUAUAAACAAAACUGAGAGAUGAUCUACUUCAGUUCAACAUAUUAUGCACUUUUAGUGUCCAAGAGGACAAUGUUUUCUGUCAGCAUUCUUUUCUGUCUUGAGCACUUAGAAAGCAAUACCUUGUAUUCCUUACAUGCAUUUUGAAUUAACAGUAUUAACGUGGGUUUUGCCAGUUGCUGCUCUCUUUCUAAUAUCUUCCAUUUCUGAACUGCUAGAAAUAAUGUCUUUUUUAUGAAUUUUCAAGUCAAAUUUCAGUAUGAAAAUUGCACUGACAAUCUCCUAAGGCUCUUUAGGCACCUGACCCUUGAACUUGAUUAAGACAUUUGGAUUAAAACUUCACCUUAAUUGCGUCAGUAGCUCACUCUUUUAAGCCUGUACUGACUGGUUAAUUUAUUGCUCCAUAUGUCUGAUUAUACAGUAAGCCAAAGCUAAUAAAGAUUUUGUUGUGAUGUG
Molecule: messenger RNA, 1939 nt
Organism: Erpetoichthys calabaricus (reedfish)
Lineage: Eukaryota; Metazoa; Chordata; Cladistia; Polypteriformes; Polypteridae
Exons: 3
Coding region: 954-1280 (108 amino acids)
Source: RefSeq, a predicted model, not a curated record